Sceloporus undulatus (fence lizard) is the source of this 1857-nucleotide messenger RNA. Its product is annotated as ubiquilin-1-like. The coding region runs from base 158 to 1672 and encodes 504 amino acids. NCBI's taxonomy places the organism in Eukaryota, Metazoa, Chordata, Lepidosauria, Squamata, Phrynosomatidae. Gene Ontology annotation, molecular function: polyubiquitin modification-dependent protein binding. The transcript has a single exon. Gene Ontology annotation, biological process: ubiquitin-dependent protein catabolic process. The record is from RefSeq and is a predicted model, not a curated record. Gene Ontology annotation, cellular component: cytosol.
AUGGCGAGAAGAGGGAACUCAUCGCUUGCAGGGUGAUGGUAGUGAUGUAGGCAGGGCUGCUCUGGUCUGGGAUGAGAAGCAAAGCCAGACAGAUCUACCUGACACCUUUGGUUUCUUUUCCCCCAAGAAGAAAGGAUCUUAAAAGCUCUGCCACAAGAUGGUUGAAAGUCAGAAAGUCCCCGGAGUGAACCUAGGACCGACCACUGAGCCGCAGGUUGUCCGGAUGAUAGUGAAGACCCCAUGGCAGGUGGAAGAAUUUCUGGUCCACAAGGACAUGUUUGUCAGAGAGUUCAAGGAACACGUCGCCAGACACUUUUCCUCUUCUCCUAACCAUGUCGAGCUGGUGUAUGGCGGGCGGAUCUUAAAAGAUCAUAAGACCCUCAGCCAGCAUGCAAUCCACCUGGAUGACAACGCCACUGUCUACGUGGUCAUCCGGUCUCAGCGGGCAGCGCCAACGCAACAGGUUUCUGCCGCUCCUACCAGCGCCACCUUGGACCAGAAGCCUGUUCGGAGUAGCACGUUUGCUCGCAAUAGACUCCGGGAACUGACCGCCAGCCUGGGCUUGAACACGGCCAACUUUGAUGAGUUCCAGAGCCAACUCAUGUCCAACCCAGACAUGAUGCUCCAGCUCUUGGAAAACCCUUUCAUCCAGAGUAAGCUCUCCAGCCCUGGCCUGAUGAAGGAGCUAGUCACCAACAACCCCCAGGUGCAGCAGGUAAUGCAAAGGGCUCCCGAGAUCAGCCACUUCUUCACCUCCCCAGAGGGCAUGAGGCUGGUGGUGGCGCUGGCCAAGAACCCGGCCGCUGUGCGGGAAAUCAUCCGAUCCCCUCCUCAGGCUCUUGGCUCUCCAAGGAGCGUCCCCAGUGGAGACAACAACAACCUCUUGCAGGACACACUUAUGGAGGUGCAGGGCCUGGUGGAAAGGCACUUCCCCAAAAGGCAAGGGCCUUCCCCACGUGGACAGUGUUCCCCCCAUGACCGUGAGGAACAACCUGGACAUAUCAGGGAGUGCCUCUCUUCUCCCAAAACCUGGCCCCCAAAGACAGGGGUCCCAAAAGUAGCAUCCAGUGGCAGUGACCACAGCAAAGGUGAGAGCAAUGGGGCCAUUCGAGGGGAGUCUGGCCAACUUGCCUCGGCCACAGUGAAGAGCCUGCUCCACCAGAUCAUCAAGCACCUCAUGCAGAACAUCACAGGCAGCCCUUGCAGAAACCCCGCUGGGCAGCCGCUCAGUCAUCCCCCGAAGGUGUUGGCCCAAAUGAUCCAGAGGAGAGCAUCAGGGUCCAAGAACUCCCAGGAGCAAGGGUCCCUUCACAUCCCGGCCCUCCUGCAACAGAUCCAAAGCAUGGAUGUCCUCCUGGCCAACUGGAACCCAAAAGAGAUCCAGGGGCUCCUCGAAAUUCAGCAGAGGCUGCAAGCCCUUGCCACGGAUGAGCCGGCAUCGGAGAGGCGAGGCCGGUCUGAACGGCCUGCGCGGAAAGCCCACUCCAUCACUUCUCUCUGUGAUGUGGCCCAACCGUCAACCUCCAGGAUCGGCCUCCAGGAUCUCUCUGCCCAACAGAUCUUGCAGACUCUGGUAGGGUCUGAUCUCUUUUCCAGCUCAAAGACCACCAGCCGCCUGCGGGGCUCCUCUGCACAGCCAACUGCCAAGCAGAAGCGGAUGUACAAGCUCUGAGCCAGAGAAGAGACGGGAAGUUGUGCCACCGAUGGAAGGGAGAUGUUGGGCACCCGCCGCUGCCACAGUUGCCAUUGCCAACCUCGGCGAUGACAACGCCGACAAGGCAGGAGCUUCUGAAAAGAUUGGGUUGCAUUGUUUCUGAUGAUUAAAAAAUCCUUUAAAUCUUUUGAAAGGUCUUUCUC